AUGGAUGCCCAGUGGCCCUUUGCCUCCCGAGAUGACAUCUGGCGUGUCUUCGAUGAUCUGAGGGACCUGUCCCUGAAACAGGAUGAGCAGGCCUCGAGAAUUGCGGGUCUAGAGCGAUUUCGAGACGAGGAUGCGAAAAUGAAGAACCUCUGGGGCGUUCCUCCCUCGCCAUUUCCAACUGCUCUCAGCGGUCCUAUCACUACAGAGUCUACCUUCAGUUCCCCUCCCGAGACGUUUAGGGGUUUCGAUCAGGGACAUCACCAGACCGUGACUAGCUCUGCAAUUGGCGGUCUUGAUGGUGAGGAUGAGCCGCGCCGGGGUACCUCGCGAGCCAACAGCGUCCGCUUCGAUGAGAGCGCCAUCCACGGAUCCUACGGGCAGGCCAAUCGGUCCAGUACUGAGCUUCCACUGCGUACCGGCAGUGGUAUGAGCUGCCACCCCAUGAUUGAGCGGUCCUUAUCCCACCGAUCUGAUGGCCGACAGAGUUCCUCGGGAUUGUCGCUGCAUUCAACACGUACCAACAGUCUGCGUCUGGACACUAGUAGCCGCAUGAUGAGUUCCUGUCUCGGCGAGUCGCCUUUGACUCCACCUCCCGGCCUGUUUCUGCUUGGCCCGGUCCCUUCUGUCAUCCGGUGCUGGCUGACGACCAACUACACAAACGACUCCCUCCUGUAUGCUGCGGUUUGCUCGGGCUCUGUCGUCUCGACUAUCGGUUCAUGCAUGGUCCGUCGGCUCGGCUUGGAGGACCAGGUAGUUCAUGAUGAUGAUGGUCUUGUUACGCUCAAGUCGACCGUGUGGCUGCCCGAAGCCAGCGUCCAUCAGUCGUCGUCCCGCUCUGUUAGUCCCACCCCGCAGCUUCCAUCCCUGACUCUCCACUUCCUCGUGCGCGAGACAAACCCGGCGGAUGAAACCAUUCAGAUCAUCCUGGGAAGUGAUGUGCUGCGCUCUCACAACGCAGAUAUCUUAUUCUCUCAGGAUAAGCUCUUGCUGGUUGAUGAUGACCGCAACCGCGUCUCCAUCCCCCUCGUGCGGCCCGAGAAGGACUGGGUCUUCAAGUUCCUGCAUACCGUCCCCGAUACCGCCCAUCCCGAGUACCCCCAGAGUUCCCUCGUCAAUGUGCAGGGUUCCGUCGGAGUGAUCGGUGAGCCGGCUCGCACUCCGAAGCAGACCAUCUCGGCGCCUGCCUCGACUCGCGUUUCUGUCGGAGAAGCAGACGACGCGAAGAAGCCUCGUCAGCAGGAAGCUAGCUCGACCGCCGAGGGGGCUGUGAAUGCCCCAGCUCUGACUGCAGCGGAGCCAAGCUCGUCCAAGCCCGAGGUCGUUGGUGCUUGGAGAUCGUGGCGUCGCGAGCCGAAACCCGAAUCGAGCAACACGAGCAAGGCCAAGCCUCGCACCAUGACGGUCCUCAAGCCGACCAAGUCGAUGACCCGUGUGAGCUCUGAGGCUGCGACCCCUUCCACUGCGACUGCUGGGCCCGUCCAUCCACAGUCUGGCCAGGCUGCCGUUCGCUCGUCCUCGGACGGCUCGGUCAAGGCAUUGGCACCAAACCCAAUCGGUGGUGCCUCGGCCUUUGGGUGGCUCAACUCGGCCGGCAAGGCCAAGUGA
Molecule: messenger RNA, 1605 nt
Organism: Penicillium daleae
Lineage: Eukaryota; Fungi; Ascomycota; Eurotiomycetes; Eurotiales; Aspergillaceae
Exons: 2
Coding region: 1-1605 (534 amino acids)
Source: RefSeq, a predicted model, not a curated record